Molecule: messenger RNA, 5340 nt
Organism: Dufourea novaeangliae
Lineage: Eukaryota; Metazoa; Arthropoda; Insecta; Hymenoptera; Halictidae
Product: inositol hexakisphosphate and diphosphoinositol-pentakisphosphate kinase 2
Exons: 30
Coding region: 260-5155 (1631 amino acids)
Biological process (GO): inositol metabolic process; inositol phosphate biosynthetic process
Cellular component (GO): cytosol
Molecular function (GO): inositol hexakisphosphate kinase activity; 5-diphosphoinositol pentakisphosphate 1-kinase activity; diphosphoinositol pentakisphosphate kinase activity
Source: RefSeq, a predicted model, not a curated record
UCAAAGAAUACAUUCGAAAUUGUCUAUUAAAUAUUUAUUGUCAUACGUAAAGUCGAGGUCACGAAUUAAUUCAUACGUGAGAUCGAUCUUUCUCCGAAAGGCAGAUUAGUUAAGGUCCAAUUUGUGUAAAUUAAAUAUAACUUCUUCAUCGAGGUUACCGUAAUAUUUUUUCAACUAUAUAUACUUUCAUCAAUAAUUACAGUAAAUUUUUUGAAUCUCAGGCGACCAGUUUUUUUGCCUCAAUGAACCCUGUGCUGACAUGUCUUAUACUGAAUUGGAACAUGGUUAUCAGGGUCUACGGAAUGCCAGUCGACCAAUUUUCUAUGUAGGGGAUUUAAAUACAGUUCAACCAACCCUUGUAGGUCCUGUUGCUUCUUCUAUAUAUCGUUCAUCAAAAAGAGCCGAACUGUCGGACGGGUGCAGCAAUGAUGAUGGAUGCAUGGGUGGCAACGAUUUGGAAGGGGAAGGGAAGCAAGUUUUGGUUGGCGUCUGUGCGAUGGCUAAGAAAUCGCAGAGUAAACCGAUGAAGGAGAUUUUGACAAGACUAGAAGAAUUUGAAUACAUUAAGAUAAUAGUAUUCCCUGAAGAAGUUAUCUUGAAGGAAUCCGUAGAAGAUUGGCCAGUUGUUGAUUGUUUAAUAAGUUUUCACAGUAAAGGCUUCCCUCUCGAUAAAGCUAUAAAUUAUGCUAAUCUUAGAAGUCCCUUCAUCAUCAAUAAUCUACCAAUGCAGUAUGAUAUUCAAGAUCGUAGGAGGGUUUAUGCCAUUUUAAGCGGCGAAGGUACAGAGAUUCCAAGAUACGCUGUCCUGGAUAGAGACUCGUCUGAUCCAAAACAUCAUGAACUGGUGGAGUCAGAAGAUCAUGUGGAGGUCAAUGGUGUUACAUUCAAUAAACCAUUUGUGGAAAAACCAGUAUCUGCUGAAGAUCAUAACAUUUACAUUUAUUAUCCUACAUCUGCAGGUGGAGGUAGUCAAAGAUUAUUCAGGAAGAUUGGAAGUCGUAGUAGCGUAUAUUCGCCAGAGUCACGAGUACGUAAGACAGGAUCUUACAUUUAUGAAGAUUUUAUGCCCACCGAUGGGACAGAUGUUAAAGUUUACACAGUGGGGCCUGACUAUGCACAUGCAGAGGCACGAAAGAGUCCUGCGUUAGAUGGGAAAGUUGAAAGAGAUUCAGAAGGAAAAGAAAUUCGGUAUCCUGUUAUAUUAAGUAACGCUGAGAAAUUAAUUAGUAGAAAAGUGUGUUUGGCUUUUAAGCAAACAGUUUGUGGCUUCGACUUACUUAGGGCAAACGGUCAGUCGUUUGUAUGCGACGUAAAUGGAUUUAGUUUUGUAAAAAAUUCAAACAAAUACUACGACGAUUGUGCAAAGAUUCUGGGAAAUAUGAUUCUUCGGGAAUUAGCGCCUACUUUGCAUAUUCCAUGGAGUGUUCCGUUUCAACUAGACGAUCCACCAAUUGUACCCACGACAUUUGGAAAGAUGAUGGAAUUACGUUGUGUCGUUGCUGUUAUAAGACACGGCGAUAGAACACCAAAGCAGAAAAUGAAAGUGGAAGUCCGUCAUCCUAAAUUUUUCGAGAUAUUUGCAAAAUACGACGGUUACAAACAUGGUCACAUCAAGCUGAAACGGCCGAAGCAGUUACAAGAGAUAUUAGACACUGCUCGUAGUUUAUUAACCGAGAUACAACAUAGAGCCGCGGGGCCAGAAUUGGAGGAGAAGCAAGGAAAACUCGAGCAACUGAAAAGCGUUUUAGAAAUGUAUGGUCAUUUCUCAGGAAUAAACCGUAAGGUACAGAUGAAAUAUCAGCCAAGGGGACGGCCAAGAGGGAGUUCAUCGGAUGAUGAUCGACUGGGAGAACCGUCGCUUGUUCUGAUCCUUAAAUGGGGCGGAGAGUUAACACCUGCAGGCCGUAUUCAAGCAGAGGAACUAGGAAGAAUAUUUCGCUGCAUGUACCCCGGUGGUCAAGGUAGACACCUUAGUGGCGAUUACGCUGGUGCACAAGGCUUAGGUCUACUUCGACUUCAUUCAACAUUCCGUCACGACUUGAAGAUCUAUGCAAGUGACGAAGGAAGAGUACAGAUGACCGCAGCUGCGUUUGCGAAAGGUUUGCUCGCAUUGGAGGGCGAAUUAACUCCUAUUUUAGUGCAGAUGGUUAAAAGCGCUAAUACCAAUGGUCUCUUGGAUAACGAUUGUGAUAGUAGUAAAUACCAAAAUAUGGUGAAGACGAAACUCCACGAAUUGUUGCAGCAGGAUAGAGAAUUUACUCGUGAAGACAGGGAACAAAUAAACCCUGGAAAUGCAUUGAGCAUUAACGCAGCUAUGGAUUUUGUUAAGAAUCCUGUUCGUUGUUGCCAGCAUGUACAUAUCUUAAUUCAGAAAUUAAUGGACAUUGUAAGGAUCAAGAAAGAUGAUCCAAAAACGAAAGAUGCAAUUUUGUAUCACGGAGAAACCUGGGAGUUAAUGGGUCGUCGAUGGGGAAAGAUCGAAAAGGAUUUCUGCACUAAGAACAAGAGAUUCGAUAUAUCAAAAAUCCCUGAUAUUUAUGACUGCAUAAAGUAUGAUUUGCAACAUAACAAUCAUACCUUGCAAUUCGAGCAUGCGGAGGAAUUGUACAUUUAUUCGAAAUAUUUGGCAGAUAUUGUUAUACCACAGGAAUACGGAUUAACAGUGCAAGAGAAACUAACAAUCGGACAAGGCAUUUGUACUCCCCUUUUGAAGAAGAUAAGGGCCGAUUUGCAACGAAAUAUCGAAGAGUCCGGUGAAGAAACAGUUAAUCGACUAAAUCCAAGAUAUUCUCAUGGUGUUUCGAGCCCUGGUCGUCACGUGCGCACAAGAUUGUACUUCACAAGUGAAAGUCAUGUGCACUCUUUGUUAACUGUGUUACGUUAUGGAGGUUUACUCGAUGUAAUGAAAGACGAGCAAUGGCGCCGAGCUAUGGAGUAUGUUAGCAUGGUGUCCGAAUUGAACUACAUGUCGCAAAUCGUAGUCAUGUUGUACGAAGACCCAACCAAGGACCCCAGUAGCGAAGAACGUUUCCACGUCGAAUUGCAUUUUAGUCCCGGUGUGAACUGUUGCGUGCAAAAGAAUUUACCACCGGGACCAGGAUUCCGGCCUCAUUCGCGCAACGAAAGUAGUCAUAAUAUCGGUGAAAGUGGCGGUGGUUCUGCUCAGGAUACUAUAUCCCAGUGCAGUGCACGGAUAGAGGAAGAAGACGUUGAGUUAGGACCUUUGGAAGAUGAUUUCAUGAGUCCAGCGUUACAAUCUGAGACUCCCCCACCUACGGUGGAGACUGACGUUGUAGAUUCAAUGAUGGACAGCCCGACAACCAGCAGAGCUGUUGAUAUGAUGGAUUUGGAUCCCAAUAUGAUGGACGAACCAUUUGAUAGCGGUUUCUUACAGAGUUCAGCGCCCAUUCCAAUAAGUGCCAGAACUGUGGCGGGUCACGAGGCAGCCAGACUCGGUAGCCAGUUAGCUGCUAGUCAACGUCAACGACGCGAUGCAGAAAGGGGUGGAAUCGUUGAACCACGUGCACGUAGUUACGAUCAUCAAAGGCAAGAUAAGUCUGAGAAAGCUGCGGACAAGCUGCAGUAUCAGAGCUUGGACGCGGUCAACAAAGAAGACACACGACCUUCGAUCAUUCAACCUGACCCUACCUGCACAGCAAGGCGCCACCGUCACAGUAUCUCCGGACAGAUGAGUUAUUUCAAGCUGUUGGGCUACAAUGUCAACAAGAAGCUGACAGGAUCGGCGAACAGUCUGUUCAGCACCGCAGUUAUCAGUGGAUCCUCAAGCGCACCGAAUCUAAAGGACAUGGUACCCGCCCAUGCGUCUGCCGUUGCCGCGAUUGAAGGUUUUGGCGGUGUGCCACCGAUAAGACCAUUGGAGACUCUUCACAAUGCAUUGUCCCUACGUCAAUUGGAUUCUUUCUUGGAAAUGAUGACCAGCGCACCCCUGUUUCGUACGCCUGCCUCCUCGCCACCGAAGUAUCCGUCACCGGGUGGAUCGACCCAUGGGUCAGUUAAUCAGAAUCUUAGUAUCGGAGGAAUCAAUCGCGAGUACCACUCUUCCGACUUGGAAGCUGUCAGGUACCGUAAGAAAUUAAGUAAACCAUCCUUGUAUAUCACCCCGACUCCUAUACAAUACAAAUCCACAAAUGACGGUGAACCGUGCGACAUAAGGAAUCAACUCUCGCCGACUAGUCCCAACAGUACUGGCUGGAGCAGCGAACCACAAUCGUUUAUAUCGUCCGAACCCUCGUCUCCUGCUCCAACUUCCACAGGAGAAUGCAGUAUGUCCAUAAGUCUCAUCAGCAACGAAGGAGUGCAGUCCUUUAACACGGCUCCGAAAUUUCCCACAACUCCUUGUCUCGAUGUAGACUUCAAUGAAUUUUGUAUGAACAUCGAUCAAGAACACCGAGAAAGUCGCGGUAGCGUGUCGUACACCGAUUAUUACAGCAACGAAGACGGACAAAUACGGAAAUGUACAUUCGGGGCUGGCUUUGGUAGCAACUUACAGAAAAUCAUACGGACCGAUGAUCUUCCUAUCGACAAUAUAGACGACGACGAGGAUCAUACGAUAACAUUGAAGCAAACCGAAGAGCAAAAGAAGCAGGAUGUUAAGCAGAUAUUCGAGCAAACGGAACAUUUCGGUACAAAACCGAGUAGUAGUAGUUGCAAAAAGAUUGGCAGGUUUCUCGUCGAAAGUAUGGAUAUAGCGGACGAAGACGUCAGAAUCAAAGAAACGGACGUUUCCGACAAAAGAAGACAGUCCACCUCUCAAAAAGUUGAAUCUACCAACACAGAGAAAGUUCGAAGAACCAAAGACACCGGUACGGAAACGAUGCAAGAGCACAAGAGGAUCCAUUCUUCCGACGGUUACAAGAGAAAGAAUUUCUCUCGAUCGCAAAGCGUUUCUACCCCGAAACCAGCUCCUGCGAAGACUGACACAAACUUCAGUUAUAAAUGCACAUCGAAAUUAAGCUCCCUGUCGAACAUGUCGGACAAAGAUUUGGAAAAUUGGAAGCAAAACAUGGUAAAAUCGAAGCCUGUUUCCGCGCCCUUGGUAAACCCGGAAGAACCACUACUGACCGUGGCGAGUAGUUUGACAAGCAGCUCUAGCGUGACAAUAGGUUUCAACGUCCACGAAGAAAACAAAGAAUAAUUAGAGGUGUCGUUCGAAACUGGUGUUUAAGUAUUAGAAUAUUCUAUUUUAUUAGAUAGGUAACGUUGGACGUACAUUUUGCACAUAGAAUUGAACAGUUGUUGCUUCAUAUAUAAGGAUAAAUAAUCGGCUAGAUAAAUACAAAAUUUUACGAUUCCUCUAACGGACAAAUCGUUUGGAUUCAA